AUGGUCGGCAAGCUGAACUAUUCCAAAUGGGACAAUCUUGAGCUGUCAGACGAUUCAGACAUUGAGGUUCAUCCCAAUGUCGACAAAAGCUCCUUUAUUCGCUGGAAACAGCGUGACAUUCACGAAAAGCGUGAAAUGCGCAAGAUUCGUCGUUCUCAACUUGAAGCGGAGCAUCGCACAAACGAAGCGGUUACGCCUUUACUUACUGCCCUUUGUAAGCAGACAGAUGAAGAGGGAGCGGCAACGUAUUCGCGUGAGGUAUCGCGCCUGGCAGCUGGUCGGCAGGCGCGAGGGAACAAAGACGGUCCCGAUGGCCCCACACUAGAGGACAUUCUCUUAUCUCUGCUUCUCCAGAUCAAUGAAGAACCAAACGUGAAGAAGGCGCAUGGUACAUCUGAUUUGGAUGCUGCUCUUACUACCAGUAUGAAGUCGCAUCUGAUCAAGAUUGAAAAGCGCCAAUCGGAGAUCUCUAGCGAGCUUGCCGAGAUGGACGAAGAGGACGCGCACAAGAUUACUAGUGACAGUCUGCGCGACGGGUGGAACAGUGGACAUGUCAGUAAGGAAAAGCCCUCACCCAUUCCCGAGAACAAGGCAGCAAAGACGAGUCAACAUAUCGAGACACUGAACCCUGGUGCUCUCGCUGGAUCCGCGGCGCCCUCUGCCCCGCCAAGCAAAGACGACUCUGAUGAUGAGGAGGUUCCUAGCGUAACACCCACUAUGAAGUCGUUUGCUAGUCUUCCGUCGUCAAUUGCUUCUCUACCGCUCAGUGCCGAGAGUCUGCCUGCCGAUUUUCUCUCGUCCAAACGGCUCGACCUAUCGGCCUUUGAAAAGAUGUUCCAAUUCAUCGGCUCACACAAGGAAUUGCUGCAUCCUCAGUACGGGACGACGGAUGCCCUUCUUAUGCAGGCAUUUGAGUCUCAAAUGGCGGGCCAAAAAGCCCUUGCACGUAUGUGCACUGAAAAGGCGCUUCUCAUCCAGUAUUGUCUUAAACUUGGUCGAGAUGGCGUUAGCCUCUUUUUCCAGCGGAUGAUGAAUACGGAUGGAAAAGCAGCUGUUCUAUUCUUAAAUGACGUUUUGGCGACAUACACUCGCAUCGCACAGCGAGCCAAGGCCCUCCGUGAACAGCAGCAGGAGAACAGCGAGGGCGUAGAGCAAAUUCAACUUAUGGCACAGGAUCCGGGCACCGUGAUUUCUUUCGAUAUCCCUGAGGGCCCACCGCCCGAGAAAAUACGUCUCGAAGGCGAAGGUGUCGAGCAUCUCGAUGCUAAUGAAGUACGCGAGUGGCUACAGCGUCGGUGGGAUAUUUACAUGAGCUUCGAUGAAGACUUCCGGGAAGCCCUUGCCUCAAAGAACCUAGAUAAGGUAAAUGAAGUGCUUGGCCGUAUGCCUGUCUCAAAGGCAGAGGUCAUUGUUCAGGACCUUGACCGCGCGGGCAUCCUCAACUUUAGCAGCACUGAGGUACGCGAUGAAACCCACGCGUAG
Molecule: messenger RNA, 1482 nt
Organism: Malassezia sympodialis ATCC 42132
Lineage: Eukaryota; Fungi; Basidiomycota; Malasseziomycetes; Malasseziales; Malasseziaceae
Gene: CDC37
Product: Hsp90 co-chaperone CDC37
Biological process (GO): protein folding; protein stabilization
Cellular component (GO): cytoplasm
Molecular function (GO): protein-folding chaperone binding; heat shock protein binding; protein kinase binding
Source: RefSeq, a predicted model, not a curated record